AUAGGCUGGCCAGACUAAGGAAGACAUAGUCUGUGCGCCGGUCAUGGCCAAGAGUGGGUCGUGACAAUCUAUAUCGUCCACCUCCUCUCCGUCGAACACCCUGUAAUGGUCGUCGUGGGAAGCCAGGCCUUCAUCAAGCACCAUGCCCACAUUCAUCCGCCGGAAGAUCUCGGACUCAGCGAGCUUCUCGGCAUCGUCAUGGCCGUCGAUCUCCUCGUCUGGGGCAAAGGCCAGGUUGAGCGAGCGGCGGGGGCAGAAGUUUCGGGCCUUGAGGCAGCGGAGGGCCCACUUGGAGUGCUCUGAUGGGACCACGUUGGUGUGGGAGUAGAGGAAGAUGGAGGCGAGGUUCCCAUUUCAAAAGGACAAGAAUAGUGGGCGCAGAGGUGUUCAUUGUUGGGUCUAUUAUGGAAGGGCAAGAAGGUGAGACUUCUCCAUCUCAUCAUCUGGAUAAGAAUAUGGUGAACGAAGAUGAAAUACUAGAGAAUGCCGACAGCAAUGUGCCUCCGCUGCAAAUUCACUCAAGUUUGAGCUCGUUACGGCUGUUUCGAAGCACUGAUAGAAGAGAACUAGUAGAAUCAAUAUAGGAGGAUAAUUGGGAAGAAACCAAAACAGAAUUUGAGGAUGAAGAAGCAAAAGCAGAAGUUGCUGCAAUUGCUGGGGAAAACAAAAGUUGAUAGAACCAGUUGACGAAAAUUCCUCUGCUAUGAGUUUGUACAGAAAAGAAAAUACAGCUAUGCCUGUGGCGGUUGGUAGAAGUGGGAAAACAUUGGAGGGUAUAGGUAAAGAGCUGGAUGAUCAUUUCCUGAAAGCAUCUGGAUGUAUAAAGGAAAUUGUUGUUCUUAUAGAUAUCAGUGGAGGAGAUACACUUCUACGGCAGAAUUCUGGGCAUCUUGAUAAGAAGAGAGGCGAUUCUGCAAAGGUCUUCAGUGUACUAUCAUGGAGUAGGUAUUCAAAAUCACCCCCAUCCACCAAAGAUGGUGCUGAAUUUUCUGGUCGUAGGGAACCAUGCAAGCCUAGAGCUCAUUGUGCCACACUUAAAAAAUUAUAUGCGGCAGAGAAGAAACUUUUCAAGGCAUUAAAGGAGGAGGAGGGAGUUGUUGCAUUGGAGUUCGACAGGAAGUCCAUGUUAUUGCGUAAACAAGAGGAUGAGAAUCUUUACAUGGCCAAGAUUGACAAAAUGCGAUCAAGUGUUGAUAAGUUGGAGUCCGAUUUAAUAAGCCUAAGGCAAUGCAUCAGUGACACAACUUCAUCAAUUUUGGAAAUGAUACAUGAGGAGCUUUUACCCCAGCUGGUUGCAUUAACUGUAGGGUAUAUUUCUCAGAAUUGAAUGAAAUAGACAUUUUCCAACUUAAUGAUUGUGCUAAUAUCAAUCUAAGUUUCACAAUAAUGUUUUCUCUUAUCUUAGUAA
Glycine soja is the source of this 1408-nucleotide messenger RNA. RefSeq lists its product as uncharacterized. NCBI's taxonomy places the organism in Eukaryota, Viridiplantae, Streptophyta, Magnoliopsida, Fabales, Fabaceae. The transcript has 3 exons. The record is from RefSeq and is a predicted model, not a curated record. Bases 704 to 1327 code for a protein of 207 amino acids.